This is a messenger RNA of Sphenostylis stenocarpa, 3762 nucleotides long. The record is from the annotation of a GenBank genome assembly. NCBI's taxonomy places the organism in Eukaryota, Viridiplantae, Streptophyta, Magnoliopsida, Fabales, Fabaceae.
AUGGGUGAAGAUAUCCCGCGAGUUGGUGGGUUUUCGGCUGGGCUGGCUGUGAUAUUGAACGGUGAGGACGGCAAGAAAAAUUUGCCAAAAACUCGGCUUCUUUCUUGCUGUGACGAUUUGGGUCAGCAAUCGGUGGAGCGAACCCUUGAGUACGUGUUUGGCCUCCGAAACAGAUCGCUCAAUUCAUUGACUGGUCGGGUUGAUCGUGGUUUUAUACACUCUGUCAUUAGAAAUGAUUUCUCAAGAUAUAUUGUGAAAUUUAAUGAUUCGUAUAGUGAAAGUGAUGGGAUUUGUUAUAUUAAUGGUAAAAAUGGCAACGGGCCUGAUAUUAUAGGCCUAGAAGUAUCCAGCAUCUGUGGUGAUAUUAAAGUCAUCAAGUCACCUUUUCUUAUAGAGAGCAUGGCGAUGUUUAGUAGUGCCAGGGCUAGUGCUUGUGUUUGGAAGGGAAAAUGGAUGUAUGAGGUUAUGUUGGAAACAUCUGGCAUACAGCAACUUGGUUGGGCCACUCUUUCUUGCCCUUUUACUGACCAUAAAGGUGUUGGCGAUGCUGAUGAUUCAUAUGCUUAUGAUGGGAGGCGAGUUAGCAAGUGGAACAAGGAUGAUGAGACAUAUGGCGAGUCAUGGGUUGUUGGUGAUAUUAUUGGAUGUUGUAUAGACUUAGAUCGAGAUGAAAUAUUAUUCUACAGGAAUGGUAAUUCACUUGGGGUGGCAUUCCAAGGAAUUCGAAAAAUGGGUCCAGGUUUUGGUUACUAUCCAGCAGUUUCUCUAUCCCAGGGUGAAAGAUGUGAGUUAAACUUUGGAGCUCGACCCUUUAAGUAUCCAAUUGUAGGCUACCUUCCUCUUCAGGCUCCUCCCUCUAAGAACUACUAUGUCACCCAAUUACUGCAAUGCUGGUCAAGAUUGUUGGACAUGCAUUCAGUAGAACGAGCUGAUCAUUCCUUAGCUCAGAAAUUGAGAAGGGUGAAGAGAUUUGAUUCAUUGGAAGAAAUUUUCCAUCCUGCUUCUUAUGCUAUAUGUGAGGAAUUAUUCUCUAUACUUGAAGCCGAUGUUGGGACCACAGAGUAUAUGGUUUGGGGUCCACUGUUGUCUUUCAUGUUUGAAGUUUUUGGUUUGCAUGCACCCCAUGAUUACUCAAGCUUGGAUAAAGUAGUUGAGGUUAUGCUGCAAUUUCAAGGAUCCCAUGUGCUAUUUGAACACAUCCUAAAUGCUCUUUCCUGUGGUUGUAAAAUAGCCUUAUUAAUUUUAACUGAAUGUCCUUAUUCUGGAUCAUAUUCUCACCUUGCAUUGGCAUGUCAUCUUCUAAGACGAGAAGAACUUAUGGUGCUUUGGUGGAAGUCACCAGAUUUUGAAUUCUUGUUUGAAGGUUUUCUGUCACAAAAGACUCCAAACAAACAGGAUCUUGACUCCAUGAUACCAACUGUUUGGUGGCCUGGUUCUUGUGAGGAUGCAUCUUAUGAAGGUAACAUGAUGUUGACAACCACAGCUUUAUCUGAAUCAGUCAGCAAGAUUGAGGAGAAGCAUAGGGACCUUUGUCGUUUAGUGAUACAAUUUAUACCACCUACGAAUCCUCCCCAGCUACCUGGAGCAGUAUUUAGGACAUUUUUACAGAGCCUUCUACUGAAGAACAGAGGAGCAGAACGGAAUAUUCCACCCCCUGGUGUUUCUAGCAACUCAGUUCUUGUUUCAAUUUACACAGUUGUACUCCAUUUUCUAUCUGAAGGAUUUGCCUUGGGUGACAUCUGUGGCUGGUUAAAGAGCUGCAAAGCAGAUGGUGGUUUCCUUCAUAGAGGUGGUGAACAAAGCUUUCCUGUUCAUUUAUUUCUUAAAAGUGAUCCCCAUAGGGUUGAUAUCUCCAGGCUUGGGGGAUCCUAUAACCAUUUAUCAAAGCUGCACCCUACAUUUGAUCAUGAAAUGGAAGUAAUUCAAUGGGAUGAAGGUUGCAUGGAUAGUGAAGAAACCAGGGUUACUCAUUCAACCAGGCAAAAGCCAUGCUGUUGUUCUAGUUAUGAUUCUGAUUUUACAAGGAACUUCAAGGUUCCUGCUAAAUACCUGGCCAAAGGUUCUCGUGGUCAUUGUAGCUCUAUUCCAGAAAGACCAGCUCAUGUCACUGCUGAAUGCAGUGAUGGGAGUCUGAAUGAUGAGAUAACUGAUAAACCUAGCUCCAGUGAUCAAUCUGAACCUGAAUAUGGUUACCGCCAAGUGCACCAUAUGAAGCCUGUACCAAAGGAUACUAAUAUCUCUACAGCUACACUACGAGAAGAAGAGCUACUUGAUGAUUUGCUAUGGUUGUAUCAUGUCGGUCUUGCUCCAAAUUUUAAGCAGGCAUCAUACUACAUGACUCAUCAGACACAGUCAAUUUCCCUUUUGGAGGAAACUGAUAAGCAAAUAAGAGAUCGAGCUUGCGGUGAGCAAUUGAAGCAUUUAAAAGAAGCUCGUAAUGAGUAUAGAGAAGAGGUUAUUGAUUGUGUUAGGCAUUGUGCUUGGUACCGCAUCUCUCUAUUUUCUCGGUGGAAACAGAGAGGAAUGUAUGCAAUGUGCAUGUGGGUUGUCCAGUUGCUACUGGUUCUGAGCAAUAUGGAUUCAGUGUUUAUAUACAUCCCUGAAUAUUAUCUUGAAGCGUUGGUUGAUUGCUUUCAUGUGUUGCGGAAAAGUGAUCCUCCCUUUGUUCCAUCCACAAUUUUCAUCAAGAGAGGACUUACUUCAUUUGUCACCUUUGUAGUUACUCAUUUCAAUGAUCCGAGAAUAUCAAGUGCAGAUCUUAGGGAUCUUCUUCUUCAGUCUAUAUCUGUCCUGGUCCAGUACAGGGAAUAUUUGGCUACCUUUGAGAGCAAUGAAGCAGCAACCCAAAGGAUGCCGAAAGCUUUACUAUCAGCAUUUGAUAACAGAUCUUGGAUUCCCGUGACAAACAUACUCUUACGGUUAUGCAAGGGUUCUGGUUUUAGUUUUUCGAAGAAUGGAGAAUCCUCUUCGUCAUCGGUCCUUUUCCAAAGGUUGCUAAGGGAAGCUUGCAUAAGCGAUGAAGGAUUGUUUUCAUCUUUUCUAAACCGAGUGUUCAAUACACUAAGCUGGACCAUGACUGAAUUUUCAGUUUCUCUUCGUGAAAUGCAAGAAAAGUACCAGGUAAUAGAGUUUCAGCAAAGGAAAUGUUGUGUGAUAUUUGAUCUUUCAUGUAAUCUUGCACGGAUUCUGGAAUUCUGCACUCGUGAGAUUCCUCAAGCAUUCCUGUCUGGACCAAACACUAACCUUCGAAGGUUAACCGAAUUGGUUGUGUUUAUCCUAAAUCACAUUACUUCUGCAGCCGAUGCUGAAUUCUUUGACUUGACCACCCUUAGACGGCAUAGCCAAUCUCCAGAAAAAAUUAACCGAGGCAUGAUAUUGGCACCUCUAGUAGGGAUCAUCUUAAAUUUAUUGGAUGCUAUAAAUUCGGAAGAUUAUCAAGAAAACAAUGAUCUUUUAGAUAUUUUUGCAAGCAUGGACUGUUCAGAUACUGUUCAAUAUGGAUUCCAGUAUCUUCUGGAUUAUAACUGGGAUGGAUCUUUCCGAGGGGAAGCUUAUGUGGCAAAAUAUGAGCAGCUAGAGAAUUUUCUUAGUCUCCUUACUUGCCGCACCGUAUUACAAGAUGAUAAAGUGGACAGUGCACCUCUUGAAUUGCCAGAGAUGUUUCUUUUGCAACGCAACAGUGACAAGUGUUAUCAAAAUUUGAUAGAAGACGACUGGCUAGGGAGCUUCUAUUUUGGUUGCUUGGUUCCUGAUGGAAUUUAG